AAAAGAAUGAAAGAAGUGGAUAAUCUUGAAAGUAUAAAGGAAGAAUGGGUUUGUGAAACAGGAUCUGACCACCAACCUCUUAGUGAUAGUCAACAAACAAAUUGUGAAUAUUUUGUUGACAGCCUUUUUGAGGAAGCUCAGAAGGUUGGUGCCAAAUGUUUGUCUCCCACUGAACAAAAGAAACAGGUAGAUGUAAGCAUAAAAUUAUGGAAAAAUGGAUUCACUGUCAAUGAUGAUUUCAGAAGUUAUUCUGAUGGUGCAAGUCAACAGUUUCUGAACUCCAUCAAAAAAGGGGAAUUACCUUUAGAAUUACAGGGAGUUUUUGAUAAAGAGGAGGUGGAUGUUAAAGUUGAAGAUAAGAAAAAUGAAGUAUGUAUGUCAACAAAGCCUGUGUUUCAGCCCUUCUCAGGACAAGGUCACAGACUGGGAAGUGCUACACCAAAAAUUGUUUCUAAAGCUAAGAAUAUUGAAGUUGAGAAUAAAAAUAAGUUGUCUGCUGUCCCACUAAACAAUCUGGAACCCAUCACUAAUAUACAGAUCUGGUUAGCCAACGGGAAAAGGAUUGUCCAAAAAUUUAACAUUUCUCACAGGAUAAGCCACAUCAAAGACUUCAUCGAAAAAUACCAGGGAUCUCAGAGGAGUCCUCCCUUUUCCCUGGCAACUGCUCUUCCUUUCCUCAAAUUGCUAGAUGAAACACUCACACUGGAAGAAGCUGAUUUACAGAAUGCUGUAAUCAUUCAGAGACUCAAAAAAACCGCUGAACCUUUUAAAGAACUUUCAUAGCAUUGAUUUUUGAUAUACUAAGUGGAAAGUUUCCCCAAAAAUGAUGGUCAUAAGUGGACAUGCAAAUCAAAACAAGGGAAAGUCAGAUUUUCUGGGUUUUACACUGUUUCAAUUCCCUGCUGUAAGUACAAGUUAGGAAAGUAAACUAUUACUGGAAACUAUAUUCAGUGAACUUUUUCCAGAAGGCUACUCAGAAAGAAAAAUAUACUUAUUUUCAAAUAUCAUUUAUUCAACAUAAGAUAUAUUCAAUAACAUCAUUUAAAAUCUUACUAUGGUAUAAAGUAGGAAAUAUGUGCACAGCAUCUUUCAUUAAAAUAUCAUUCCCAAACAGCAAUGAUGUGUUUAAAUGUUAGCUGUCUCAGAUUUUUUAAAUGGCAAUACAUUAAAAAAUUGUACAUGGCAGGUUAAAAGCAUCAGUGUAAUUUUCUUAUAUCUGCGAUACAAUCAAAGGCUGAAAGGGUCUGCUUUUACCACAGCUAAACCUCAGAAGUGUUCCGAAUUUGAGUAC
Budorcas taxicolor (takin) is the source of this 1291-nucleotide messenger RNA. RefSeq names its product UBX domain protein 2A (gene UBXN2A). Gene Ontology annotation, molecular function: ubiquitin binding. Gene Ontology annotation, biological process: membrane fusion; autophagosome assembly; proteasome-mediated ubiquitin-dependent protein catabolic process. The transcript has 6 exons. NCBI's taxonomy places the organism in Eukaryota, Metazoa, Chordata, Mammalia, Artiodactyla, Bovidae. The record is from RefSeq and is a predicted model, not a curated record. Bases 7 to 783 code for a protein of 258 amino acids. Gene Ontology annotation, cellular component: nucleus; cytosol.